UCGUCUUCUAAGAUUGGCAGAACUACAACUCCCGUCGAUCCCUAGGAUAACAAAUGCAAUGUACACAAAAUAGUUCCCACCAUUUGGGUCACUCGGUAAAUCCUGUAGCAAAAAAAAAAAACAAAAAAAAAACAUCUCUUAUAAUACAUCAGUAUUUAUGAUAUUUCACCUCUGUAUCCGGAAACCUGAGUUCAGUGGAUUUCAAUAGUAUGAUGCGCGCAAAGAUACGAAUCUAAAGAAAUUGCACGACAGUGGGCGCUUUACGUUUUCCCUGGUUGCUAAGAGGCAGAAGGACCUUCCUUGUGCUAGUGGUAUUGAAGUAAGACUCCUGUCCGUAUUCUCUAUUGUACGCUUUCUCCAUCAUAAAGAUGGAUGGUCCUGGAUUGGCAGUUUCAGCUUCAUGUGGGGACAUUGAAGACUCAAAAGAGAACUUGGAUACACCCUUCUCCAGGACCCCUGUCUCCGAUUGUUCACAGACUCAUGGGGGCACACAGCCACCUACUCCCCAGCAGGAGGACAGAGAGGAACAUACACCACACCAAGAACAGCAGUUGGGAGACAGUGGGGAGCAGAGACAGGAAGGAGAGCAACCAAGACGACGUGGAGGAUGGACCAAAGGGCGCAAGAGGAAAAGAAGCCCCCGGGACGAUAAUGCUCCAAAAGCUCCCCUCACAGGUUAUGUACGUUUCAUGAAUGAGAGACGGGAAACACUGAGAGUGGAGCGUCCAGAUAUUCCAUUCUCAGAAAUGACCAGGAUUGUUGGCAGUGAGUGGAGCAAACUUCCUGCACAGGAAAAGCAGCAUUAUCUUGAUGAAGCAGAGAAGGAUAAGGAAAGAUAUACCAAGGAACUACAGCAAUACCAAAAAACUGACACAUUCCGUUCCUACAGUCGCAAGUCACAGAACCGUCAGAAAGGGAGGCAAAGACAGGAUGGAUCUCGGGUGACCCCAAGUUGUCCAGAGAAAGAAUCCGUCCUUAAGGAAAGGCCCGUUUUUGAUAUCCCGAUUUUUACUGAGGAGUUCUUGAAUCACAGCAAGGCACGAGAAGCUGAACUAAGGCAGCUGCGAAAAUCCAACAUGGAGUUUGAGGAACGUAAUGCAGCACUGCAGAAGCAUGUGGAAAGCAUGCGCUCUGCAGUACAGAGGCUGGAAGCUGAGCUCAGUCAGGAACAAGGGAGAAAUACUCUGCUGCUGCAGCACUUACAGACUGUACGACAGACUCUGACUCACUGUCUACGGACUGUGCCCAUUCCAGGUACUACAGACACACCCACACUUGAAACCAUUGACUCUUACAUGAGCCGCCUGCAGAAUGCUGUUGUCACACACCCUAAAGAGAGCGAGGUUCUUAUAAAUGGGGUCCGAGAUGUUCUGAGCCAGCUGGAGGGCUAAAGACAAAUCAAAUUCCUACAAAAAAAAAGGGGCAACAAGGGAUUGCAGUGUAUUGAAUGUUUUAUGAGAUGGAAGGAAUUUUUCAUUACUGUGUUCUUUUUGCAUUUUACAGUCAUCGCUGCAUGUAUGAUUUGGUAAUAAAUGUGUUCUAUUGACUGUAUCUUUGUGCUACCACUACCAGUGCACACAACUCCUUUUGAUAUAAAAGCAAAUUGUUACCAGAA
Messenger RNA from Bombina bombina (fire-bellied toad), 1615 nucleotides. RefSeq names its product high mobility group 20A (gene HMG20A). The transcript has 10 exons. NCBI's taxonomy places the organism in Eukaryota, Metazoa, Chordata, Amphibia, Anura, Bombinatoridae. The record is from RefSeq and is a predicted model, not a curated record. Bases 369 to 1391 code for a protein of 340 amino acids. Gene Ontology annotation, biological process: regulation of gene expression. Gene Ontology annotation, cellular component: nucleus.